This is a messenger RNA of Penicillium argentinense, 1485 nucleotides long. RefSeq lists its product as uncharacterized. Lineage: Eukaryota; Fungi; Ascomycota; Eurotiomycetes; Eurotiales; Aspergillaceae. The transcript has 3 exons. Gene Ontology annotation, biological process: ergosterol biosynthetic process. Gene Ontology annotation, cellular component: endoplasmic reticulum membrane. The record is from RefSeq and is a predicted model, not a curated record. The coding region runs from base 1 to 1485 and encodes 494 amino acids. Gene Ontology annotation, molecular function: Delta14-sterol reductase activity.
AUGGCGCCCAAAACUUCCAAGGUUCCCGUCCAGAUCGUGCCGGAGAAGCGAGGCUACGAGUUCGGUGGACCCCUAGGAGCCUUUGGUAUUGUCUUCGGCCUUCCCGUCCUGGUCUACGUCUUCUACUUCGUCUGCAAUGAUGUUUCGGGCUGCCCCGCGCCUUCAUUGUUGAGCCCCUCGACCCUGUCCCUCGAACAAUUGAAGCUCGAAGUUGGCUGGCCGGCGGAAGGCCUGGCGGGACUUUGGGACACUGAGGUGGCCCUGUGGACUCUGAGCUACUAUAUGUUCAGUCUGUUCCUGCAGAUCUUCCUGCCUGGUCAGGAGGCGGAGGGUGUUGACCUUGCAUGUGGGGGAAAGCUCAAGUACAAGUUUAAUGCAUUCCCUACUGCCAUCAUCAUCCUUUCCAGCCUCGCGACGGGCACCUACAUGUACGGCGCGGAUUUCGUCGUCUGGACCUUCCUGUGGGAUAAUUACCUACAGGUUAUCACCGCCAACAUCUUGAUUUCCUCGUCCAUUGCGCUGUUCGUUUACAUCAAGAGCUUCUCAGUCCCCGAGGCCGGCAAGCCCAACCCGGAGCUCCGACAACUCGCACCUGGUGGCCACACCGGCAAUGUUUUGUACGACUUCUUCAUCGGUCGGGAGCUAAACCCCCGUAUUCGUUUGCCUAUCCCCUUCGUUAGCGAGGCAUCCCGCAUCAUUGACAUCAAGGUGUUCAUGGAGAUGCGACCCGGUCUUCUCGGAUGGACCAUUCUGAAUCUGUCCAAUGUCGCCCACCAGUACCGUACCUACGGCUACGUGACCGACUCUAUCGUCCUGGUGACUAUCUUCCAAGGUUUCUAUAUUCUGGAUGCCUUGUAUAUGGAGCCUGCUAUCAUGACCACGAUGGAUGUCAUCAUGGAUGGGUUCGGCUUCAUGCUCUCCUUUGGUGAUGUUGUCUGGGUUCCUCACAUCUACAGCGUCCAGAGCCGCUAUCUAUCCGUCUUUCCCAUGGAACUGGGAUGGAGUGGCAUUGCUCUGGUGCUGGGUGUGACCGCCGUUGGAUACUCGAUCUUCCGCGGCGCCAACAACCAGAAGAACCGAUUCCGCACCGACCCCAACGACCCCCGCGUCAAGCACAUCAAGUUUAUUGAGACUGCUAGCGGAUCGAAACUCAUGACCUCCGGUUGGUGGGGUCUGGCCCGGCACAUCAACUACCUUGGUGACUGGGUUAUGUCGUGGGCUUACUGCCUGCCGACCGGCAUUGCUGGGUACACUCUUAUCGAGAGCAUCAGCCCCUCCACCGGCAACAUGCAGAAGCAGGCCGUGCAGACCCCCGAAGUUCGUGGUUGGGGUAUGAUCCUCACUUACUUCUACAUGCUCUACUUCGGUAUCCUUCUGAUCCACCGCGAGAUGCGGGACGAGGAGAAGUGCCACAAGAAGUACGGCAAGGAUUGGGACCGUUAUACCUCCAUGGUGCGCAGCCGCAUCAUUCCUGGAAUCUACUAG